Messenger RNA from Schizophyllum commune H4-8, 1380 nucleotides. RefSeq lists its product as uncharacterized. The transcript is spliced from 4 exons. NCBI's taxonomy places the organism in Eukaryota, Fungi, Basidiomycota, Agaricomycetes, Agaricales, Schizophyllaceae. Bases 1 to 1380 code for a protein of 459 amino acids. The record is from RefSeq and is a predicted model, not a curated record.
AUGACCAACGAAUCAUACAUCGACGCACUUGCCGGAGUGCAGAAAGGCUUGUUAGAUGGCGAGCUUACUUUGUCCCAGAUCGACGAAUUGGAGGACAGGACACGCCAGCUCCAGGAAUCUCUGCUGCGCGCGCGCAACAUACAAUCUCCUGCAAACAAGCUUCCAGCAGAAGUUCUUGCAAGCAUCUUCCACCUCGUUCAGGAACCUUACGACGACAGUGACUUCUUGCCGCAAUGGCCGGAUUGGACGUCGUUGGACUGGCUUGUGGUGACUCACCUUCACCUGGCCGUCGAGUCUGCUCAUGAUCUCUGCCUGGUUUGUCCCGACUUGCGUUCGCCCGCGCCGAAACUAGAGAGCCUCUCGAUUUGCAUCCGAUCGGGUGACCCCGAUAAUCACAGUAUGAUUCGGGUGCACGGUUUGCUGAAGGACAAUUUCAGUGCAGUACGCAGGCUGGUCGCUGUGGGCUGUCCAAUCUGGGAGUAUAUCACAUUCUCGCACCUUACCCACCUCGCCAUCUACCAAACAACCAAUCACAAACGUGGAAUCCAGGGUCUUCUGCAGAACUGUCCCGACCUCGAAGAGCUGGUACUCACCGACAUUUGGUUCUUCAGCAGACUAUCUGACGAAACAUAUCGCCUGCCUCGUCUACAGUAUCUCCAGCUCAUCACUCUGGGCCAGCACGAUGAUGGCGUGCGGACAUCGCCUCUUGUCGCCAGUCUCGAUAUUCCAGAGCGCUGUAGGUACCGGGUGGCCAAUCCGUCUAUGGCAGACGUUCUCGCCGUCCUGACCAUAUCGAACUCGCCCCUGUCGAAGCAGAGGAUACAUACGGCCAACAUCAUGUUUCAUGGUCACAGGCGCAUGACCAUACACUCGGGUACGGUCUCUUUGGGAUGCGCGCCGUCAGACAACGACAUCCCCCUUGUCGCUCGCGCGGUGGAUCCGGACACGAAGCUGACCCUCGUCCUUGGCGACUAUGCACCGAAGGAGGAACUCUGCGUGCAGCUUUUCUUGCAUAUGCGCCGCGUGCGGACACUGGUCAUCAUCGACGACCCCCCAGCAUCCGGCGUAAACAGCGCCAUAGCUGAGCCCUUGGUCAACGCUCUUGGCUCGCCUUCGAGUGCCGAAGACGCGGCCUCGGGCUCAGUCGUCCUACCAGCACUAGAAUCGCUCCACGUGCAUAAUCGUCAGACGGCUAUGUGGCCUUGCUUAUGGUCCGCUGUCUCGCGUCGCGCGCAAAGGGGUAAUGCGCAAGCAGAGGUUUGGGAGCCAGCCGAGAGGCCUGUAAAUGGCUUCAAAUGGGCGGGUUCGGGGAUACAGGAGGUGUCGGAGGAUGAGGAUGACCAUGACGACUCACAAUCAGACUGGGAUUCGGAUUAUUGA